AUGACUCCUACGUUCAAUCCAAAUUUCCAAAAUGAUAUAACUUUAGUUAAAAAGUAUGGUUUGAAAAAAACUGAUUCUUUUAAGAAAGGUGAUAUAAUAAUGUUCAAAUCUCCUACAGAUCCAGAAAAAUUAUUGACGAAGAGAGUAUUGGGGUUGCAAGGUGAUACCAUCAAAUGUUUAGACAGAUAUCCGAAACAAACUACCAUAAUACCCCGAAAUCAUUUAUGGGUUGAGGGAGAUAAUGAGUUCCAUUCCAUAGAUUCUAAUAAUUUUGGUCCUAUAAGUCAAGCCUUAGUUAUAGGGAAAGUUGUUGGAGUCAUAUGGCCAUUAAAUAGAAUAGGCACCAAUCUUUCUGGUGGAAGAGACGCAGUAAUGAAUUAA
Messenger RNA from Yamadazyma jaroonii, 381 nucleotides. The record is from the annotation of a GenBank genome assembly. Lineage: Eukaryota; Fungi; Ascomycota; Pichiomycetes; Serinales; Debaryomycetaceae.